AUGUCUGCCUUUCCGACGGUGGACCUUGCUAGCGCUCCGCUGUUUGCCCCCGUCUCGGAGCAGCUGACCGUUGCAGAGCGCAUUAACCUGUCCCACGAGCGUGCGAAAGCCAUCGGGCUGCGCUAUGCACUCACAAUCGAGGAUGUCCUCCAACCGUCGAAGAAGUUCUGGGACAUGUACAUGGACUACAUCGUGACCCAUGACGGCGGGGCGGUCGCGCUCUUCAGCAUCCAGCUCAACCUCAUGGCCGGUACACUCGCGCCCUUCGUACAAAAGCGCCCAGAGCUGCGGCCACUCUUGGAAGACGUCCUCGCUUUCCGCGUCUCCGCUCAGUUCAUGUUGACGGAACUGGGCCACGGCCUUGACGCGGCGAACAUCGAAACUACUGCGACUAUGCAGGACGAUGGAAGCUUCGAUCUGCACACGCCCAACGCUAAUGCUGCGAAGUUCAUGCCUCCGACACUUCCUUUUGGCGGCGUCCCCAGGGUAGCAAUCGUAAUGGCAAGACUGAUCCACCGAGGCAAAUUCAAGGGUCUGCGGCCAUUCAUCGUCUCUCUGAACGACGGCAAAGAGAUGUGCAAAGGCAUCACCGCCCAAGAACUGCCGACGCGGACAGGCUCGAAAGCAAUCGGCCAUGCGCUCACCUACUUCGAUCACGUCCCACUCCCGCGCGAAGCGCUCCUCGGCGAGCUCGAUCCGAAGCUGCACCCGCGCGAGUACUUCCUGCGCAUGCUCUGGCGCGUCGGCAUCGGCUCGCUCAGCCUGACCGCCGUCGUCGCCCCAGGGCUCAAGAUGGCCGCGUACAUCGGCGCGCGCUACAGCCUGCGGCGCACGGUCGACAGCGGCGCGCGCGGCGUGCGCGUCCCGAUCAUGUCGUUCCGCACGCAGCAGCUGCCAAUCCUGCACGCGCUCGCGCAGGGAUUCGUGCUCGAGGCGUUCUUCCGGCGCGCGGCGGGGUGGCUGACGGACACCCCGUUGGAGAAUAUCAACCUGAGGAACGCGAUUUGCGCGAUCGUGAAGGCGACGAUGAUUGGGCAUUGGCGGAGGACGGGAGUUACGAUCGUGGACCGGUGCGGCGCGCAGGGCAUGUUUGACUUUAACAUGCUCUUCCCCAUGGAGACUGAACUCCGCGGAGUGGCCAUUGCCGAGGGGGACGUGCUCGCUCUAUGCCUUCGCCUCGCCCCAGAGCUGCUCCUCGGCCGAUACAGCAUCCCCGCCCCCGAAGAACCCACCUCCCGCCUCGCCCAGCACGAGCACAAGCUCGGAGCCGAGCUCAAAGCCAUCAUCGCCACCGCCUCCACUUCCACCUCCACCCCUGCCUCCGCACACCGCUCCGAGCUCGCAAACCAGCUCCUCCUCCCGCGCUGCCUGCCCUACGUCGAGGCCAUCGGUCACCGCAUGGCCCUCGAGGCGGCAUCCCCCACUGUCCCCGCGCCCCUGCUGCAACUGUACGAGGCGGGCGUCGUCGGAGCUGACCUCGCGGCGUACGUCGAGUGGGGGCUCGUCGCGUCAAGGGCGGCAUGGGCGAAGGAGGAGGCGCGCGCGGUGAGCGCGGUGUAUGCGAGGCUGGAGGAGUUUCUGGAGGCGACGGGGGCGGGACCGUAUGCACGGGCGGCGUGUGUGUCGGAGGAGGCAUGGGGGGCGUAUGUGGAGACACUGCCGGUGUAUGGCGGGGAGGCGGAGGUCGAUUGGAGGAGGGGCGUUGAGGGGUGGGCAAAGGCGCGGCUUUGA
Molecule: messenger RNA, 1731 nt
Organism: Trametes versicolor FP-101664 SS1
Lineage: Eukaryota; Fungi; Basidiomycota; Agaricomycetes; Polyporales; Polyporaceae
Product: acyl-CoA dehydrogenase NM domain-like protein
Exons: 7
Coding region: 1-1731 (576 amino acids)
Biological process (GO): fatty acid beta-oxidation using acyl-CoA oxidase; lipid homeostasis
Cellular component (GO): peroxisome
Molecular function (GO): FAD binding; fatty acid binding; acyl-CoA oxidase activity
Source: RefSeq, a predicted model, not a curated record